Molecule: messenger RNA, 3384 nt
Organism: Pseudoliparis swirei
Lineage: Eukaryota; Metazoa; Chordata; Actinopteri; Perciformes; Liparidae
Gene: smad7
Product: SMAD family member 7
Exons: 4
Coding region: 1893-3023 (376 amino acids)
Biological process (GO): transforming growth factor beta receptor signaling pathway; BMP signaling pathway; cell differentiation
Cellular component (GO): heteromeric SMAD protein complex
Molecular function (GO): transcription regulator inhibitor activity; I-SMAD binding
Source: RefSeq, a predicted model, not a curated record
UAUGCAUCAUUGCCAAUAGACACAGUAGACACUUAUGAAAUCAGUGUCGCUGUGUUCUAGUUAUAUGAAGGCUAUAACUACUCAAACAUGAGUAGAAACGUAACUGCCUCUCUGUCUGGUAUGAAGUCGAUGUGUUUGGCAGAUCCUCCUGCAGCCGUGGAGCGGAAUCGAUGCUCAGUCGAUCCACCGAUUUUAUGGCUAAAUAAAAAAAGGCAUGCAGACUCUGUUGUGUUGAUGAAGCAGACAGACACACUCAAAGCGCACCUGGGCUCGUCCCAUCGGGGAGACUCACGUCCAGAGGGCGGCAGCAGCGCGCGCUCCUCCCGCUGCAACAGCGAGCUGAAUAUCAUCAAACACUCAUCAAACAACACAUUAGACAUUAACUAACACUAAAACGACCAAAAGCUGCACGUUGUAUUGGUCUGUUUGGUCCUUUUAGACUUCAUGUAUGUCAGGAGUGUAUAUGUCAUUAAAGCUCGUUGGAUUGAUUUUACACACGAAUAAUAAGCUUUAAUACGGUACAGAUGGCCUCUUCCUUAGAUUUAUCUUUCUCAAUGUGACGCUUCAGAAGUUGACUCGGAUUGAGAGGUUUUUUUUUGGGGCCCAACUCUUUCAGUUUCCCAACCUCGUAUUCUCAACUCUACAAUUUGUCAACUUUUUUUCUUCUUUUUCCUCCUUUCUGGGGAAACAUGUUAACUUUCCUCCUUUUGUGUGCAUGCGUGCGUGUGCGCAUGUGCGUGCGUGUGCGCCAUGGGCUCUACUUGAUCUGUUGUUUGCGCAACACAAUCACAUUUCUUUUAAGCGACAGGGUGUCUAGACACACACGUGACCGGGCGCGUCAAUGCGCACUGGAGACUGGAGACCGAGCAAGGGCACCCGAGCCAUCCGCCUCGUUCGCAGACAGAGAGCCGUCCACCCCCCUCGAGAUCACUCGUCGGCUCGCUCUCUUGCACACACACACACACACACACACACACACACACACACACGGACACGGACACGACUUCGUGUGAGAUACCAGUUUGGGAUUAUUUCAUCCGAGAGGAUUCGACUCUCCUGAAAUAGGUCUCGAAUCCCGGCGCGCGGACGUAACCCGAGGGUCUCUCUCGCUUUUCUGUCAAGCCGUUCCAACGCGACUCUACCCCCCUCCGGGGUGAGAGAACCAGCCUUUGGACGAGGCGCACACCGCCAUCCUCUGCAGUCGAGUGGCGUAUUUAGACGAUCACGCAGAAAGACGUUUAUUAUUAAUAUUAUUAUUUUUUUAACGGGCUGCGAGAGCCUGCCGGAGAGCUCUGCUCCGUGCAGUCGGAUCGAGGAUUUUGUGGAUUAAUGCUCCUGGAGACACAGCGGCGAGCUUCGCUUUUUUCUUCUUCAUGGUGAUAACUGUGGCAGCGCGGAGGCUUCAUCAGGCCCCGGGUCGUCUCGGCUCCACCGCGGAGAGAGUUCUCACAGACAGAGCCAUGUUUGACACGGUUUUCUGCUGAGGAUCGGAACUUGUUCCAAAGGGGGUCAGCGCGCAGCCCCUCCAGGCUGCGCAUCGCCACGGGAAUAAGUGUCACACAUUCGGGCUCCGCGCCGCCGCCGCCGAGCUGCAUCAGCUGCUCGAUUCAUUCGUACAGGCUCGUGUUCACCGCCUGGAUAUGAUGGUUGUUCAUCCCCCGAGGAAGAGCUGACUGUCCCGGGAACCUCGACUGCUUUUCGGGGAUCCAGCCUGCAGGAGGAGGCAACAGAGACUGGCGCAUGCUACAGAUUUCCUCUGUUUAUCCAGCUCCCAGUUCUUCCACCGUAUUUUCUCAGGCUGCUUGUCAUUGCCUGGACUCGGAUCCCGGAAUCUUCAUGAUUUGCGGACACCAUGCUCGUUUUUUAGCCGGGGAACCCUCUUUUCGUCCCGCAUGUUUAGGACCAAACGAUCGGGGCUCGUCCGGCGACUCUGGAGGAGCCGUGCGCCUGUGGAGGGCGACGGGGAGACGGAUAGAGGGACGCAUGGCUCCGGGGGCUGCUGCAUGGGCAAAACGACAAAGGUGGCCAAGUCCAUCGCCGGGUCGGAGGCUGAACUGAAGGCUCUGACCCACUCCACCCUGAAGAAGAUCAAAGAGAAACAAUUAGAGGUGCUUUUGCAGGCGGUGGAGUCCAAGGGGGGCGUCCGGAGCCCCUGCUUGCUCCUGCCCAGCAAAGCGGACGCCAAAGUGGGUCAACAGUCUUACUCUCUCCCCAUGCUGCUCUACAAAGUGUUCAGGUGGCCGGACCUCAGGCAUUCCUCGGAGCUGAAGAGGCUGUCUUGCUGUGAAUCCUUCGGGAAAAUCAACCCAGAGCUCGUUUGCUGCAACCCGCACCACAUGAGCAGACUUUGUGAACUCGAGUCUCCUCCUCCUCCAUAUUCGCGCUAUCCCAUGGACUACCUUAAACCACCAGAUUCUCCAGCCUCUGGCCCGUCGUCCGGUGAUCCUGGGGGUCCGACUCACUCGGCCCCUGUGGGGCUUUCAGAUUCCCUGGCGUUGCAGGAGUGUGGCGACCGGGCCCAUUGGUGCGUGGUGGCGUACUGGGAGGAGAAGACCCGCGUGGGGCGCCUCUACUCGCUCCAGGAGCCCUCUCUGGACAUCUUCUACGAUCUACCUCAGGGGAACGGCUUCUGCCUGGGCCAGCUGUGCUCCGACAACAAGUCCCAGCUGGUGCAGAUGGUGCGGGCCAAGAUCGGCCACGGCGUCCAGCUGACGCGCGAGCCGGACGGGGUGUGGGUCUACAACCGCAGCCGCUACCCCAUCUUCAUCAAGUCGGCCACACUGGACAACCCGGACUCGCGCACGCUGCUGGUGCACAAGGUGUUCCCCGGUUUCUCCAUCAAAGCUUUUGACUGCGACAAAGCCGGCAGCCUGCGGAGGCCCAACGACCACGAGUUCACGCAGCAGCCCCGCACGGGCUUCACGGUGCAGAUAAGCUUCGUGAAAGGCUGGGGGCAGUGCUACACCAGACAGUUCAUCAGCAGCUGCCCCUGCUGGCUGGAAGUCAUCUUCAACACCCGAUAGCGGCAGCUUUCCUCUUCUUCGCCCUCACAAACAGACUACGCCCACGUUUCCGUUUUUUGUUUCAGUGAGGUCCAAACGGAGAGGAAAAAAAGUUUUAAAAGAAGAAGAAGAAGAAAGUAUACAAUUCUGAUGGACUUUGUUUCAUAAAUGACUACGAUUUAAUUAAAUAAAAUAAGAAGCGAAAAUGUAUUUUAUGUUAUAUAUAAAUAUAUUAUUAAUUGUAAAUAUGAAGACGUUUUAUAUGCAUCAUUAUUUAUGUAUUGUGCAAUGUGUUGAUGAGAAAAAGAAAAUAAGAUGCACUUUGCUUAAUAUAAAUGCAAAACAAAGAAAUGCCAAAAUAAAUAAAAAAAUACAAAUAACA